AUGUUUCGUGCACAACAAAAUGCCUUUGACGAGGUCGUCGCCAAGGCGACCGACGAGAAUCUCACCUCGGAAAAUUGGGAAUAUAUAAUGGAUGUAUGCGAUAAGGUAGCCGGAGAAGACAGUGGUGCCAAAGAUGCUGUCGCAAGCAUGAUAAAGAGGCUGGCGCAUCGAAAUGCCAACGUCCAAUUAUAUACUUUAGAGCUUGCCAAUGCUUUGAGCCAAAAUUGCGGAGCGAAAAUACACAGAGAGUUGGCUUCAAGAGCAUUUACGGAUGCAAUGUUGAGACUAGCGAACGAUAGAAACACGCAUCAGCAAGUAAAGGCAAAGAUUCUUGAACGAAUGGCAGAGUGGGCAGGAAUGUUUAAAGACCCUGACUUGGGAAUUAUGAAUGAUCAAUACCACCGAUUGAAGAGCCAGAAUCCCAACUUACACCCACCUUCCGCACCAUCAAAGAGUCGACUCACGGAUUUGGAUCGUCAGAAGGAAGAAGAAGAAUUACAGAUGGCAUUGAAAUUAUCUAUUCAGGAUAAAAGCAGUCAACCAAAACCUGCCCAGACAUCCACUUCAUCCGCAGGGCCCGCACAAUCGGAACAAGCUGCACAGCCACAAGUACCAUCUGGCACUACAGCCGCUACUGUCUCGAGAGUUAGAGCACUUUACGAUUUCCAAGCUACGGACGUGGAUGAGUUACAGUUCCGAAAGGGAGAUAUUAUUGCAGUUGUAGGGUCAGUAUAUAAAGAUUGGUGGAGGGGCUCCAUACGAGGCAAGACUGGCAUUUUCCCUUUGAAUUAUGUCGAGAAGCUGGUGGAUGCUACACCGGAAGAAUUACAACGAGAAGCGCAAAUGGAAGCCGAAGUUUUUGCGGAGAUCAAGAAUGUAGAGAAGUUACUUACAUUAUUGAGUACUUCGUCAUCUCAAUUAGAUGCUCGGGAUAAUGAGGAGAUCACAAAACUUUACCAUUCUACUCUCGCAAUCAGGCCAAAACUUAUUGAACUUAUUGGAAAAUACUCUCAGAGAAAAGAUGACUUUACUCAACUGAAUGAGAGGUUCAUCAAAUCAUGUCGUGAUUAUGAGAACUUGUUAGAUGCCUCUAUGACCCAGGCACAGCCUUACCAAUAUGGUCGACCUGGGCAAGCACCACAAGGUCCACAAGGUUAUGGAUAUCCUCCACAGGCCGCAAGACCACAACAAGAACCUCAAAGAUACUACACACCUUCUCAGCAACAAGAGCCGCCAUACCAACAACAACCAUCUCCACCCAUCGGUUAUGCUCCUCCACGUAAUGGACCGGCCCCUUUUUACGUUCUUGCUCCUGGUCAACAACCUCCACAAGUCGAUGGACGUCAACCAUAUCCAGGCCAACAACCCCCACAAUCCGACGGUCAUCAGCCGUAUCCAGGUCAACAGCCUCCACAGUCGGAGAGCCAACCACCAUACCCGCAGAGAGACCCUACUCCUCGAAUCCCAUCAGGCUCAAAUCCUCCUCUACUCCAAACCAAUAGUCCUCCCCCAACCCAGUACCCAAACCAACAGCCACAAACAGGUCACCGCCCACAAAGCACAUAUUCCAAUCCACAAGAACUAGCGACAUCUAUCUACGAUUCCCCAGUUCAACAACAAAACCCUCACGCAUAUACUGCAUACGCCGAAACCGAUCCAUACACCGCCACCCCCGCCACCGCUCAACCCUCACACCAGUACAAUGCUUACAAGCCACCUCAACAACCAUCUCAACCUCCGCAACCAUCAUACGAACCUCCACCUCCACCAAAUCAAUUCCCAAGCCCGAUUCAAGACUCGCCAUACAUAGCUUUGACGGAUUCUAGAACUACUUUGCCAAGUCAAGGUCAAGGUCAGGGUCAAUAUAAAGCGUAUCAACGACCCGAUAGUAGUGAUAGUAAUCAGGAUUUGGGUAAUAGUAAUGCUCCUAGUGCGCCGACGGGUGGUGCGUCAAAUCCGGCGGAUUUUUAUAGGCAGAGUGCUGCGUAUUAG
Molecule: messenger RNA, 1992 nt
Organism: Sclerotinia borealis F-4128
Lineage: Eukaryota; Fungi; Ascomycota; Leotiomycetes; Helotiales; Sclerotiniaceae
Source: the annotation of a GenBank genome assembly